Adineta steineri is the source of this 1350-nucleotide messenger RNA. The record is from the annotation of a GenBank genome assembly. Lineage: Eukaryota; Metazoa; Rotifera; Eurotatoria; Adinetida; Adinetidae.
AUGAAAGCCUGUUAUAUGACUUGUUUAACAGAUAUUAACUGUCGUACAAUAUCAUUCGAUCAAUUUAAUAAUCAAUGUGAAUUGUUUGCUGAUAUUCCAAGCCAAUAUGGUAGUUUAACAGCACAAGCAGGUGUUACGAGUUUUAUUGCUGUUAAUCGACAACUAUCAGCUCGUAAGCAAAGACUUGACGCAUCUAUAACGACGAGCUCAACAACAUCCACAACAACAGCAACCACAGCAACUGUAACAACAACAGUCACAACAACGCCAUCGUCGAUCUCAUCAACAACAUCAUCAUCAUCAUCUUCAUCAACAACAACAUCAACAACAACAAUCAUAAUGGCAUGGAAAACGGCAGCUAAUAUGAAUGGUGGACGAGAUACAUAUGCAGGAUCCAUAUUAACAAAUGGAAAAGUAUUAGUUACUGGUGGAUCUAAUAAUGGUUAUGUCAUUGGUACAGAAUUGUAUGAUCCAUCGACAAAUAAUUGGACAACGACAGCAAACUUGAAUACCGCACGGUGGCGUCAUUCAGCAUCUAUAUUAUCAAAUGGAAAAGUAUUAGUUACUGGUGGACAAGCUAGUAGCGGUUAUCUCAACAGUGCUGAGCUGUAUGAUCCAUCGACAAGUACUUGGACAACAACAGCGAACAUGAAUGUUGCACGAUCUCAACAUACAACAUUCAUAUUAUUAAAUGGAUCAGUAUUAGUUGCUGGUGGACAAGGUACUAGUGGUACUUAUCUCAAUAGUGCUGAAUUGUAUAAUCCAUCGACAAGUAUUUGGACAACGACAGGAAACAUGAAUGUCGCACGAUCUCAACAUACAGCAUCCAUAUUAUCAAAUGGAAAAAUAUUAGUUACUGGUGGACAAGGUACUGGUGGUACUUAUCUUAAUAGCGCUGAGCUGUAUGAUCCAUCUACAAAUAUUUGGACAACUACUGGUAGCAUGACUAAUGCACGAUAUUAUCACACAGCAUCUAUAUUAUCAAAUGGAAAAGUAUUAGUUAGUGGUGGACAGGGUACUGGUGGUGCUUAUCUCAACAGUGCUGCGCUGUAUGAUUCAUCGACAAAUACUUGGACAACGACAGGAAACAUGAAUGUUGCACGAUAUGCACAUACAGCAUCUAUAUUAUCAAAUGGAAAAGUAUUAGUUACUGGUGGAUUUAGAGAUAGCAGUUUUGUUUUAAAUAGUGCUGAGCUGUAUGACCCAUCUACAAGUACUUGGACAACGACAGUGAACAUGACUGUUACACGACGUUCUCAUUCUGCAUUCAUAUUAUCCAAUGGAAAAAUAUUAGUUGCUGGUGGAAAUGAUGGUAGUGCUACUGUAAAUAGUGCUGAAUUAUAUGGAUGA